AUGGCUUCCAACUUCUCCCUGCGGCGUGCCACGCAGCACGACGUCGAGGCCCUCUGCGACGCCUACUUGUCGGCGUUUCGCGACGAAAUCUUCAGCCGCCAGGUCUUCCCGCGAGACGGCUCGUCCACGGGGAGGGAGUACUGGCGACGCGCCUUUGCGGAGGAGCUGCGCGAGCCGGACGCCACGUUCCUCGUCGCCGUGGAGCGAUGUCGCGGCGACGGUGACGAUGAGUCCGCGACGGGUGAUGGUGAUGAGCGUGCGGCGCCGGAGGAUGAAGCGGUCGUGGGCUUCGUGAAAUGGGUUGCCCCCGGCGCGCCGACGCAUGACUUCUCCGAGGACGGGUAUCCGCCUGAUGGACUGCCUGACGUGGCGGCGUUGUACUACAAGAAACUGUUUGAGGGCCACCAGCGAUGCGUGGGCGCCAUGCCGCACUGGUAUCUGGACAUGGUGGGCGUGCGGCAGGAGGCCAUGGGCAAGGGCACGGCGAGGCAGCUCAUGGAAUGGGGCCUCGAGAAGGCCGCGCGCGACAGCGUGCCGUGCUUCGUCGAGUCGACGGGCGAUGCGCAGGCCUUUUACGAGCGCUUUGGGUUCAGAGAGGUAGACAAGAUGAGCGUCGACACGCCCCAAGGCGAGGCAGUGGUUGUCUUUAUGCUGAGGGACGUAGCACCCAACGGCUAG
Messenger RNA from Purpureocillium lilacinum, 678 nucleotides. The record is from RefSeq and is a predicted model, not a curated record. Lineage: Eukaryota; Fungi; Ascomycota; Sordariomycetes; Hypocreales; Ophiocordycipitaceae.